AUGGUCGUCAAAAUUGAAAUGGAAUUUUUGUAACGCCGCCGCGCGCGCUUCUUCACAUUACAAUGGAAUUGUGGUUUAUCUACUAACGUUUUUACGUCGGUGUUAUUUAAAAUACCAGUGCAAUAUAAUUGUGUAACAAAUUUAUACUUUCAGGGCAAACAAAUGCAGUAGAAAAAUAAUCUAAUAAUGAUUUAGAACAUAACCUCUAAGCUUACAAUUUGUACUAAAAUAAUAUCAAUAAUUAUUCAAAAUGCAAAAACUGCAAGAUAGUGUUUUUUCCAUUGUAAAAAGGACAAGCUUGUCACCUGCGGUGUUUAGCUUUCUUCAACCAUCAGAUGAAAAUCCUGAUCGGACCCCGUUAGGGCAGAUACUAAGUGACACCAAACAUGCCUGGCUGGCCCUUGGCGCUAAGUUUUGUGUCAUUGACCUUAAAACUGGCCUCAAAGUUGCUGCACACAACUUCAGUUCACUGAAUGGCCACUCCCAAGUAUCUAUAUCAUCUGUGGUUGAACUGGCCAAUCCUCUGUCCAGUAACUCCCAACAACUUAUUAUCAGUCUCCAAUGUGACGAUGGAACAGGGAUAAUCUGUGUACUACAUGUCAACGGUUCUCAAAUACUACGCUGCAUACAGACAGAAGUGGUUGUCACACAGAUCUCUGUAUGCGAUGCUGUCCCGGAUGGACCAUUUGCAUGUUUUGAUGGGGCUGUAAUGGCUGGCACUAAGAAUGGAGAGAUUUUUGUGUUUGAUCUCAACAGAGCUAGUCUUAUUCAAGCAUUGAAAGAUAUAUCUCAAGGUUAUGAACACUUAGUCCUAGGAGAACAGAAUCCAGCAAACUUAUCCUUCCUGCCAUUGAGCUCUAUACACCGGCUAGAAGAACAAAGAGAUUUAGCCAUUGAGAAUGAACAUCACAUAGCAGUGUUACUUAACGAAAAUUCUUUAGUAGAUGGCCAGUAUUUGUUCCGUAACCCUGAUGGAUCUGUAUGUAUGAAAGCUAAAAGGGAUCAAAUUAGAGUGACUGCUUUACAGUAUAUCCCACAAAUAGGUAGUUUAGCUGUGGGAUUCAAUUUCGGCGCAUUUCAAAUUUGGAAUCUGAUUAUAAUGGAACUGGAAUACACAUCGCAAGUUAAUGUUGAAUGCUUGCCGGUCACACAUUUUGGAUUCCAGGAGCCAUGUGACGAUCCCAGAGCAUUCUGUUACCUCUGGGUGAUAUUCUCAGUGCUGGACCGGCUGGAAGAGGAGGAGUUCCCACUGGCUGUGCUGUACUCGCUCACGUACCACGGCAAGCGGAUGCUUUCUGACACCAAGUGUCUCUAUCAGGAUUUCUCUAUGGCAACACUAAGAUUCCAAGUGGACUUGGAAUCAAUGGAUGAUUCGAUACCAGCGAUGGGGGGAAAAUGUCUAUCCUGUCACACUUAUGCUAUUAGUUCUACUUUGGGGGAGGAAGGGGAAGAAAAUAUGUUAAAUAUAUGCCAGCUGGUUUGGGAAAUUUGGGGUGAAAACGCAAAUGCGUCCCCACAGUAUGGAAUGAUCAUUUUCGACUUGGACCAGUGGUAUAAGGACCAAAUGCCAUCCACCUGCCGCCUCGAAAGCAGCCCGUUCAUGAGCGCCAACAACAUGGGCACACUGGCGUGCGGCAGCGCGUUGGACUCCCGACUGGCGCCGCACACGGUGACGCCAUAUUCACACUGCACCAGGUUGGAGCAGCAUUUCUACCCUAACUCGUUGCAAUACGAAUGCACCUGGCUAUCGACAUCUGAGUGGAGCGUCUCCCGCACAUUGGGUAUCCAGCGGCAGGUGCUGUCGGCGCUGGCCUGCGGAGGGCCCGCGGCGUUGCUGCACCCCACCACGCUGUACCACGCAGCGCGCGCUGCCGGUCUGCAGCCGCUGCACACCGACCACACUGUGCAAGCGGACCAGGAUGAGCAGCGUCGGUUCCUACUAUCGGUUUGCGCUGAAGCUCGACUGUCGCGCGUAUUGCGUCGCGCAGCACGUGACUGGGCCACGCACACUCACGCGCCCGCCGGCUGUACUCUAGAUCUACUGGUGGAUUGGUGUUGGACAAGGGCUAUAGACCUAAAAGAAUACGCGAAAGAACUCACAGCGCCUCUAUUCGUUUCUUCUGCAUUACCUGACAGAAAUGUGGUAAGAUGUCUGGAACACUGUGUGCAACAGUUAAUCCAGCUGACAGGGCUGCUCGAUGCCAUCCUCACUAAAUGCUGCAACUUGGUCGUGCCUGAUGCCCUCAGCGAAAUUGAAGAGAAGCACAAAGGUAUCAGCACAGUGUCGCUGUACUUCCAAGUGGUGCAGUGGUUCUUGCGGGUGGGCCUGUUGCCGGAGAGGGGCGACCGGCAUACGCUGCCGUACCCGGCCGAUCAAGUUCGCUCCUUGUACGAUAAAAGGCGAUUGAAACUCCAACGUCUCCAAGAAAACGGCCCAGUAGACGAUAAGAUCAACAAACCUUGCUCUCUUCUAUAUAUUGAUCAGCUGAUCGAAAACGAGUUCGACGGAGAGGGGGUCCGAGAAAUGUGGUUGAGAGGCGGCAGUGAGUCCUACGGGUUGUAUCCCCCACCGUCGCUAUACUCGCUCCUGCGACUUUACCUGUUGCCGGAAAUUGCUGAGGAACACAAACAUUCUUUGGUGCUCUAUCUACUGCUGGACUACUCUAUGAUUUACGAUGAAGUGAGGUACGAAGCAGUGAUUCGCAGGUUGAUGCAAUUCCCCACAAUGUUCGGUCUGAGCAACACCGCCAUUAAGGCUACGCAGGCGUUCUGGCAUCUCGACCAUAGGGACUUCGAUUUCGCCCUCGACCAGCUCCAAUGUCUAACUGGCAACACCCUAGCCCAUUGGCAACACAGCGUCGUGUUAUCAUCCCUACUCGCCCAAAAGAAAAUGCAAGCCGCCUUACAAUAUUUGCACGUUAGAAAACCUGUUCCUGUACAAAAUAUGAGGGAAAAUAUUAGUGCCGGCAAGUUGUCUGAUUGGCAAGCGAGUUGCAACUUGUAUUUGGCGAGGCAACUGCUGGGAGAAGCGUUAGAUGUCGUUAGAGUGUGCGCUGAGUACUCUGCGAGUAGAGACGAGAGGGAGAAGGUGCUCAUUUGCUUUUUCAAAGGCUGUCGCAACACUGGGCAGCUGUCGAAGGCGCUGCAGCUGCCGCUGCUGCCGCCGGAGGAGGAGGUGUUCAUCAAGUACCUCCAGGACUGCGACGAGCGGCAGACCUCGGACAUACUCAUCAUGUAUUAUUUACAGCAGGCCCGAUAUCUAGAAGCAGAGCAAUACAACAACAAGCUUAAACAGACCAAAUCAAAGCAGAAAGACCUCACGAAGUCUGCAGAGUCACUCGCCGACAUGAUAGACAGAGACAGCGCUAGAGAUACGUUGGUUGAUGUUGUGUGCGGGUAUUUGCCUACUAUCGCCACUGCCGUGGCUAAGUGUGCCUUUACUGAGAGGGAAGUAAUGCCACAUGUGGCGGCGCCAAAGCCGAUGUCUGUAUUCGUGAAAGCGAAAUCGCCCAAAAAUACCUUCACUUAUAAAUCGUCGUUCAUUCAAGAUACGAUAGAAAACGCAAGUGAGACAUGGGUGAACAAGCGCGGCAUCAAGCGCGCGCUGCAGGUGGACGAGACGCCGUUCAUCUGCACGCCCAAGGUGGCGCGGGCCCGCAGUAUGUACUUGGAGCCGCAACCGGAGACGGCGACGCCGAACAAGCGCGCGCGCACGACGCCGAGCGCGACGCUGCGCGCGCUGCUGGACGCGGCGCCGGAGCCCGCGCCGCGCGCGCCGCGCUCCGCCUCCGGCACGCCGCACAGCAUACUCAAGAUAAAACGCGAAGGCGGUGACCGCGACAUGGCUUCGCCGACAGACUCCCGCUACCUCGCCGACAGCGACGACGAUUUGGCCGACGCUGCCAGCAACCACACGCACUACAGCGAUGCUAACAAACAUCUACGAUUCACAAUACCUACUGCAUCAGAAUCGGGAUCGACCCCAUCGCCGCCACUCGACGCGGUAGAGACGGAUAUACCGAACACCAGUCGUGCGAGCGAGACAAAUAUAGUUGUUGACAACUUCUCUACUAGAACUACCACACCCACACAUCCUAUGACUGAAAAACAUGAUUUGGAAUCACCGCCAAAGAAACAGGCCACUGAAGAUAAAAUCGGGUCUAAAAAGUUGAAGGAUACUGUGCGUGCAAGGCGUUCCCUCUCAAUAUCAGCAAAUAGUAGUCUUUCCGACGACCCGAACACUUCAAUAGAGAGUAUCGCGGAUAUACCCAUCACUCUCAUAAACCCGAGAUUCUCCGGAGAGAGACGAAGGUCCGAGCCGAUGGAUACCGAUGGAGAGAAAGAGAUGAAGCAAGAAGACGAAAAGGAUGAGAGGGAGAAAGAAAUACCGAGGACACCUAAAGCUAGACGCGGAAUCAAUACAAGUAGAGCUAGUUUGGUUACAAGAAGCCGGUCAGUGACCCCAGAACGACUGGACUCUCCCGUCAGCCCCUCGCGCGCUGGAAGGAGCACAAGGAGCAAAUCUAGAACGCCCGAGCGCAGCCCGCAGCCGCCGGCGCUGGCGCCCAUCCCUGAGCAGCCCAAGCUGGAGAGCGACAGCGAACAUCAUCCGCUCAAAACUUUGCUCAGCGCUCCCAGAAGACUUCGCAGCAGAUCGCGAACGCCAGAAAGAGUUGAUUCAGUGAUAGAGUCCCCGCGACUGGAAGCCAUCACGGAAUCUCCCACUAAAUCUUCCAGCGAAUCAGCUCAGUCCUCACCAGUGCGUCGUAGUCUUAGGAGCCGAUCGCGAACGCCAGAGGUGGAAGUUCCCGUGGAACCACCAAUAUUGGCUAGUCCUCGUAGUCUAAGAAGUCGAUCCAAAACGCCCGAAAAAAUAAUGUCGCCCAAAAAAGAUCAGUCGGUCAAAAGCAAGAAAUCUCUAUCGAGACUUGUCCUUGAAGCGAAUGCCUUCGCCAAGACAAAAGCCAACUUGGACAAAGAUGAGGCAACUAAGAGUGACACCGGAAUGGAAUGCACUCCAAUGAAGACUUUAAAACAAAUACCAAGUCUUUUAGACGUCACUUUGUCUCCCAUUGUAAAUAAAUCUGUCUUACAAAGUUCUAACGACAGUGUACUAUCAGAAUCUCCCGAAAAACAAACCAAAAUCGAUAAAAAUAUAACAGAUUUAGGUCUCAAAACUCUUCCAGCGUUUACAACCAUUCAUGAAACGUAUAUAGAAAAAUCUGUACUACGCAGUUACCAAAGCAGUGUAGGCGAUGCUUCCGCAGAAGAAACUAAGGAGAUUGAGGUAAGCCGCGAAGCAAACGUGACUAUGAAAUCACUGCCAGCAUUCACUACAAUAAAUGAUGAAUUCGACAAAUCUGUGCUACAUAGUUACCAAAGUAGCAUGGAUGAAUCAAGUGCACAAGAAGAUAAAAAUGAUAAUAAAAUUACUAAACCUUUAUCGGCAUUUACGUCUAUUAUGGAUGCUGAAUUCAAACCAGUUUUGGGUAGCGUGGAGUCAAGUUUAGCCGAAACGUCAAGAGAAGCGUCUAAAUGCAAUUGGAAGAAUAUGUCUAGUCUAAUGACGAGUGAUAGCGAUAUAGAGAAAGAUAAAAAGGAAGACAAUUCUGCUGUGAUUCAGAAAGAGAAGGAAAGAAUUGUCGAAAUAGAGAGGGAGAUUCAUGAGAUAGAAGGAGAUAUGUCUGAUAGUGAUAAUAAUGGCGAGUCGGGGUCGGAUGAUGAAGAAAUUGAGGAAGCUGAGGAAAUAGAAGCAGAGGAAAGCGAUGAAGAGGAAGAAAGUGAAAAGUCUGAGGAAGAGGAGACAUCAAACGAGAGUGUUGAAGAAGUAAUUUCUAUAAAAGACACAGACUCUGAAGAAUCUUCGUCAUCUGAUGAUAAACUACAAAUAAACGAAGAAUCAUCAUCUGAGACGAAUUCAGAUAAUGAACCUAAAGAAGCCAUAGCCGAAGUAGUCGUUGAAAGGGAUAAUAAAGAAGAAGAAAAAACAGAUCCAAUAAAUCAAGGCCAAUUAUCUUUGUUAACAGACGAUAAUUCGGAACAUUCUAAUAUGAAUCUUAAUUAUUCUGACGAAAAGAAAGAAAAUGUUGAAGAAAGACAGCCUGAAGUAAAUAAAAUCGUUGAAAAUCCUAAAAAUGAAGUAAUCGAAGAAACCACAAACGAAGUAAGAGUAAUUUAUGAAGACUCAACUCGUGGUCCCGUUGAGACUCCAGUAUCGCCAGGUUGUCGAGUAUUUGUAGAAGAAAUCAAAACUACAACCCUGUCUACAGAAUCUAAAAAAGUUAUUGCCGAAUUUAAGGACAUACAUGAAGUACCUCCUACUACCACUUAUGAAAAUAUAGAAUCGAAUAAGACACCAGAAAGGAAAGUGAAAAUUACUGUUACGCCAAUGGAUGAAGAAAAUAUUCAAGAUAAUACUGAAGCUACUGUAGGUGAAGAAUCUAAAAAUAUAGGAAAAACUGAAGUGACCAAAUUGACUUCAAAUGUUGGAGAAGAAUCUGAAAACUCCGAAGUUACCAAAAUCCCUGCCACUCGACCAGAAACAGAUCCUUCGGAACGUCCUAAAGAAGAAAUGGUAGGAAUCCUUGCCACUGAACCAGAAACAGUUCCUACGGAACUUCCUAAAGAAGAAAACGUAGCAGUAAAACCUGCGAGGAUAACGCGAAAGAAAUCUAUAUCAACCAAAUCUGAAACAGAACCUAAAGAAAGACAAGAAAUAGAAGAACCGAAGACACCUUCUAGAAGAAAACGGGCUCAAUCUACAGCCUCUAACAAAUCAGUUGAAGAAAAGACAUCAGAUAGUGAUGUGACAAAAACUAGAGCGAAAACUCCUAGUAGUGAAGUUAGGAAGAUUAUAACAAGACGGGCUUCUAGGGAAAUGUCAGAGAAAAUUGACGAUUCUAGAGAAUCUAUGGAUGAUAGUGUGGCCACGCCUAAGAGACGAACUACUAGAUCAAGAAGUAAGAACGUUGAUGACAAUGAAAGCGUGGCUUCGGAAAGUUCAAUAAGAUCAACGAGAAGUAGAACGAGCGAAGUGAGCGAUGCGUCGGAGGUGAAAGCGGCGCCGAUACGUAAGGGAAGGAAAUCUAUACUCGCGACCAAACCGGAUUUGUCUGUUAUACCUGAAACUACUGUCGAGGAGUCUGUCAGCGAGAAAAUUAACGAUUACUCCACAUCUAGACGACUGACUCGCACUCAGAAAGCGAUGCUAGAAUCCUGCAUCUCCCCCUCCCCCAGCCCCGCCCCCGCCCCCGCCCCCGCCCCCCGCCGCGGCCGCCGCGCCAGCGUCCGCAGCGGGGUCAGUGACCUCAGCCGGGACGACGACGACCAGGCGUCCAUCUCUUCUGAUGCCAAUACCAUGGACAGGAUCGCGCUGUUGGAUAAGGAAGAUUUUGAAGGGUCGCCGGACCGCGAAGAGCUCCCAUUGGCUGGAUCACCGGACUCACUCGCGACCAACGCCGCGCGGAAACCACGCAUGGCAAGAGCAGCUUCAGAAUCGCGAUCUACUCCAAAAGCGGCCAAGAUAUCCAGGAGAGUCUCCGUGGAUAUCGCGGCGACGCCCCCGCCGGGCUCCCCCGCGCGCGGUCGCCGCGCGUCUUUUAACCGCGCGUGCGAAGCGCUGCACACGCCCAAAGGUUCGCGGCGCACGUCUACUGAUUCCAGGAAGGGCGCCGAAAGUCCCCCCUCCCCCGUUACCCCGGCCUCCACCCGCGCGCGGCGUCCCUCCGCUGCCAGCACUGAACAAACUCAUACAGAACCCGGGAAAAGAUCACGUAAAGCGUCAACAGCAGAUGAAUCAAAGGAUACUAAAAAGAAAUAGUGAUAGUUUAAUUUAUUUUUCCUUAUUUUUAUUGUAAAGGUUUAUAUAAGUUUGUUUUGCAUUUAACCAAGUAAAAAUGUGAUACAUCAUAA
Plodia interpunctella (Indianmeal moth) is the source of this 7911-nucleotide messenger RNA. RefSeq names its product protein ELYS-like (gene Elys). Lineage: Eukaryota; Metazoa; Arthropoda; Insecta; Lepidoptera; Pyralidae. Gene Ontology annotation, molecular function: protein binding. The coding region runs from base 251 to 7819 and encodes 2522 amino acids. The record is from RefSeq and is a predicted model, not a curated record. The transcript is spliced from 40 exons.